AAACCCUUAUAGAAAUAAUAGAAUAACAUAAUCUGAUCUAAGAAACAACUACGAACCCUCUUUUGAUUCUUCUUCUUCUUUUUCUUUCAAGGGGGCCAGCAGAUCAAAAAGUUGUUUUUGAGUGGGAUUUGAUUCUCACUUUAUAAAUGGGUAGAGAUAUUGAGUCACCUGAGCUUCGUAGAUUCUCAGUUGACUCUUCUACUUCUACUUCUUCAACUGAAUCAAGUUUUCGUGAACUGGAUGAUGUCUUCUUGCAGACUCAAACAAGAAUAUGGCUCGGGGAAGUACUGCAUACUAGAUUGAAUGAGGAGGUGCUUAUUGCUGAUUUACUUGCCGAUGGAAAAUUGCUGUUUCAAGUUUCCUGUGUAGUUGGGAAAAUGCUUUUGACCAAGUGUAAGGAUCUAAGAACUUCAAAAUCUUAUAUGGGUGAAAAGGCUGAAUCUGAAAAGAGAAGUAGGAGAUACAUGCGUUAUUCUAAUGUCGACUCGUUUUUGAAGAUCUGCAAUAUGUUAGGAUUGACAGGGAUCGAUCUAUUUUCCCCAUCAGACGUCGUCGAGAAGAAAGGUAGUCGAAGAGUUUGCAUGUGCAUUCGUUCCCUUUCAAAGAAAGCCAGGUUGAGAGGCUUAAAUGUACCAGAUUUUGAUGUUGUCACCUAUACAAUAGCCAUGCCAACGGAUAUGGUGAAAGGCAUCCGCAGAAGCUUGGAGAAAGCACAAUAUAGAAUUUUGACCUCUGCUGAUUCAGAUUCAGGCUUGGAUACAAGACCAAAGUACUGUCAGAAAAACUGGGUUGCCGACUGUGUCAAACAGCAUGAUUCAUAUUCGGAAGAGUCUGAUGAUGCAGAAAGUAAUUAUAAUGCAUUUGGGUCUGAUAGCCCUGUUUCAAGUGUUUUGACGCAGAGUACACCUGUGGUGGAAGCUCAGGGUGAAGUGGAACGUGAAAGUGGUGCAUGUCAGUCAAUGAGUAUAUCUGUGAUGAACGGCUCACAUCAUGAGCAGCACCCAGAAAGUAAUUACCCGCCAAGAGCGAAAACUUUGAGAGAUUAUACAUCGGAAAGAGAUUAUCUUGGUUUUGAAUCGGGUAAUGCGGAUUUUGUUAGUCAUGAGGGUGGAAACACGUUGCCAUUUAAUUUACAGCGGCAUACAAAUUCUCUCGGCUCUAACUCAGUAGAUAGGGAUUCAAGAUGCGAGCUUAUAAGAAGUUUUUCCGAGGAAAUAGAAGAUUUUGAAGCAUCUUCUACCUACAGUGGGAACUCUAUCUCUGGUACAGUGGGAACAAUAGAUUAUGAAGAUCCGUUUGAAGCAGAAGAUGACAGUUUCAAUAGACAUAUCCCACAGCUUCAAAUUAUGGACUCUGGUUUGAUGGAUGCUUGUUCUGUGAGUGACUAUGAACCUUUGGAGAUGAUUGGUUACGAGGAUGUGGGGUCUGCCUGCAAACACCUAGCAGGCGCUGAAACGGGACCGGACUUUGGGAAAACUCAAAACUCUAUUGUACCAGAUGAAAAAUCCUUCUCUGUCCCAAUGAGUGAUAUAGCAGGAAUUAUCUAUAACAGAAAUGACGAAGCAGAUCUUCAUGGUGGUAAUGACGGGUAUUUCCCACAAAUGCAUGAACCGAGUAGCUUGGCAGCUCAGGACAUUGAUAAAUUGAGAAGUUCCAAGUGGGAUAUUGGAGUGCUGACAUCUCCUUCUGAUUCUCCAUGUUGUCUAGAAGGGUCUGAUGCUGAUCCUGAUGAUUGUGAUGGUACACGGACUCCCAACAUUCUUUAUGUAGAUAAACUUGUUGUGCAUCAUAAUUAUGAUGUUCCUUUAAGCCCUAGUUCACUGAGACCAGUGAAUGAUCUUUAUGAAACACCAGCAACUAGUGUUCACAAAGAUAAUAAUGAUCAACAUCUUGUUGAUGAAAAAAUCUUUCUAGUAGGUCCAAAAGCUGCCACAAGUCAGGACAAGGAUGUCGUCUAUACCACGGACACUAUUGGCAAGUUGGAAUCUCUUCUUGUUAUUCUUUUUCCCCGAUGUGAGGACAUAGAAAAUCUGAAGAUCGAGAAACAUGUGGAACAACCAAAGAGUAAGCAGCGCAAGGCUGUGAUACUGAAAUCAGUUGCUGGGGGAGUUACACUACUUGGUGUGUUUCUCUUAUUUCAACUCAGGAGAAAGGAUGGUAAAGAGAAGAUUAAAGAAACACUUGUACCUUCUGUACAGAUUAAUAAACCAGGUCCUGGAGAAGCUUCCAGUUCCAGACAAAACAAACAACAUGGUAACCGACUAGAUAGAGUUUACCCUGGCGGAAAAUUUAAAUUUUAGUGUUAGAGAUCAGAAAUUAUAAACAGGAAGGUAGAACAAAUGUAGACUUGCAGGUACAGAGUACAGUUUUAGUUACUUUAGGUACUACGAAGUAUGUUCAAAAUUCUUAGUUAAUUGAACAUUCAAAAGCAGAAACUUCCAGAUGCCAGGUGAAGAAUUGAACUUGUGCUUCGGAAUUGAUUAGAGGUAGAACUGGUAACAAGGUUUGCUCGACUAGCUUCUAGCGUUGUAUAUCAUUGGUUUUGAGUACAAUUCGUAAUUCGUAUUUUUUAUUGUUAGAUUAUUGUACCAUGUAACGUAAUUCACUUAUCUUAAUGUAAUGCCAGAACUGGGGAACCCUGAUCUCACUGCAAGAACAUUAAGUACUUGUGAAUUCUGUUUCUUUCUUGGAAACUUUUGAUUUGAGCAA
Papaver somniferum (opium poppy) is the source of this 2709-nucleotide messenger RNA. RefSeq lists its product as uncharacterized. The coding region runs from base 147 to 2300 and encodes 717 amino acids. Lineage: Eukaryota; Viridiplantae; Streptophyta; Magnoliopsida; Ranunculales; Papaveraceae. The transcript has 9 exons. Gene Ontology annotation, biological process: actin crosslink formation. The record is from RefSeq and is a predicted model, not a curated record. Gene Ontology annotation, molecular function: actin filament binding; cytoskeletal adaptor activity. Gene Ontology annotation, cellular component: actin filament.